Molecule: messenger RNA, 1601 nt
Organism: Erigeron canadensis
Lineage: Eukaryota; Viridiplantae; Streptophyta; Magnoliopsida; Asterales; Asteraceae
Product: 3-isopropylmalate dehydrogenase, chloroplastic-like
Exons: 11
Coding region: 91-1329 (412 amino acids)
Biological process (GO): L-leucine biosynthetic process
Molecular function (GO): NAD binding; magnesium ion binding; 3-isopropylmalate dehydrogenase activity
Source: RefSeq, a predicted model, not a curated record
UUGAAAAGGAGGAAGAAAAAAUGUCCCCAGUCCUCACCCUUUUAUCUUUCACCUGCUAAACCAUACACUAUCCUACCAAAGAAAACAAAAAUGGCGGCUUCAUUAUUAUCAUUCAAUAAUAUCAUCUCAAUCAAAAAGCAGCCCUUUCAAUUUACUUCCAGUAGUCAUUAUCACUCUCCAAAUCCAGUCAGCAUAAUCCGUUGCUCAUCCGCCACGUCAUCAACCAACCACAAAAGCUACAACAUAACUUUGCUUCCUGGUGAUGGAAUUGGCCCUGAAGUCAUUUCUGUUGCCAAAAAUGUUCUUAAUCUUGCUGCCUCCAUUGAAGGGAUUGAAUUUAAGUUCAAUGAGAAGUUGAUGGGAGGUGCAGCUUUGGAUUCCACCGGAGUUCCGUUACCUAACGAAACUCUCGAAACUGCUAAGCAAUCUGAUGCUGUUCUUCUUGGUGCUAUUGGCGGGUACAAGUGGGAUAAUAAUGAGAAACAUCUGAAGCCUGAGACUGGACUGCUUCAGCUUCGUGAAGGUCUUAAAGUAUUUGCAAAUCUAAGGCCUGCAACUGUUCUACCGCAGUUAGUGGAUGCUUCAACUUUAAAGAAAGAGGUUGCUGAAGGAGUUGACUUGAUGGUUGUAAGGGAACUUACAGGAGGAAUCUACUUUGGAAAACCAAGGGGAUUUGGAACCGAUGAAAAUGGUGAGGAGAUUGGCUACAACACUGAGGUUUAUGCAGCAUAUGAGAUUGACCGCAUAGCUCGUAUUGCAUUUGAGACGGCUCGUAAGCGUGGUGGCAAGCUUUGCUCCGUUGACAAAGCAAACGUCUUGGAGGCGUCAAUGUUUUGGAGGAAAAGGAUAAUAGCAAUAUCAGCUGAAUACUCUGAUGUUGAGCUGUCUCAUAUGUAUGUUGACAAUGCAGCAAUGCAGCUUAUCAGGAACCCGAAACAGUUUGACACUAUAGUUACGAACAACAUAUUUGGUGAUAUUUUAUCAGAUGAGGCAUCCAUGAUCACUGGAAGUAUUGGAAUGCUUCCGUCUGCCAGUCUCAGUGAAUCGGGACCUGGACUGUUUGAACCAAUCCAUGGUUCUGCUCCUGAUAUUGCUGGGCAGGAUAAAGCAAACCCCUUAGCAACCAUUCUUAGUGCUGCAAUGCUUUUGAAAUAUGGUUUAGGUGAAGUGAAGGCAGCUGAGAGGAUCGAGUUGGCUGUGCUCGAAACUUUAAAUAGGGGAUUUCGUACCGGCGACAUUUAUUCAACUGGAAAUAAAUUGGUUGGAUGCAAGGAGAUGGGUGAAGAAGUGUUAAAGUCCGUUGAUACAAAGACACCUGCGUCAGUCUAAGCAGUCAAUCGAAGUGAUGCCGAGGCUUUGUAUCUGCCGAAGUGUUCUGUCAAGUUCAAGAAAAUUGCAGUGUUAUAGAGGUUAGCUUGAGAAUGUCUCCGGGUAAUUUAUUGAGCUUUUUACCAUUAAUUUAUCUCACUAUGAGAGUUAAUUAUCUUUUUGAUAGUUCUUGAUUUUGUUUUCCUGAUCAGCAUGCAUAAAUUUUGAGAUAUUAUUGUAGUCUGUAACAUGUUGAUUAAUAUAUCUGUGGAAAAAAGUUGUGUAUGAAGUAA